This is a messenger RNA of Ostrea edulis (European flat oyster), 2773 nucleotides long. Its product is annotated as transcription factor AP-4-like. The coding region runs from base 337 to 1398 and encodes 353 amino acids. The transcript has 5 exons. Gene Ontology annotation, biological process: regulation of transcription by RNA polymerase II. Gene Ontology annotation, molecular function: DNA-binding transcription factor activity, RNA polymerase II-specific; protein dimerization activity; RNA polymerase II cis-regulatory region sequence-specific DNA binding. Gene Ontology annotation, cellular component: nucleus. NCBI's taxonomy places the organism in Eukaryota, Metazoa, Mollusca, Bivalvia, Ostreida, Ostreidae. The record is from RefSeq and is a predicted model, not a curated record.
UUGGGAAAGUGAAUCAAUUGCGCAGUAAAAAAUAAUCCCAUAUGUUUCGUACUCAAAUAAAACAUUGCUGAGUUUCUGUGCUGUACAAGUCAUAUAUGGUUAUUAUUAUUCUUUUUACUAGAUAUAAUUAAAAAUCUAAACAUUUUUUAUGCAAAUAUAAUCUAGAAAUGUUGAAGUUGGCCAGCGCACCGCCUUCUUGAAUCGACCUACAGCUGUUUCCCGCCAAUUAAUACUCAUUCUACUGAAGCCACGACGACCCGGUAGUAAACUUGGAAUAUACAACUUCAAUAUUCCCUGGAUUAAAACUUUAGUUCAUUUUGUGAUUUCCAAAGAGUUAUGAUGUCGAAUGUGUACAGAAGUAGUGACAGAAGGAAACUGUACUCGGAGUACGAAUUGCAAAGAGAGGAUUUAACAGCUGUUUUGGGAAGAUCACAGUCCAUCCCUGGUAAAACCCACAUGGAGCACGAGAAAAAGAUGAGGCGAGAAAUUGCCAACAGCAAUGAACGACGAAGAAUGCAAAGCAUAAAUGCUGGCUUUCAGAGUUUGAAAUCGUUGAUUCCACAUAGUGAUGGUGAAAAAUUGAGCAAGGCUGCCAUAUUGCAGCAGACCUCGGAUUAUAUUCAGCAAUUAGAAAGUGACAAGACCAGACUUCUGGCCAUCAACAAUCAGUUGAGCACGCAGCUUAAACGGUUACUAGGAAGUGACUAUGAAAAACAGAUUUCAGUCAACUACAACCCAUCUCCACCAACAAAACGGAAGAAGCGAGAUACAGAGUCUUCUGAUGAGGGAAUAUCAGCAGACUUUGAAGACAUCAAUGAAAUCAAGCGAGAGAUGAUAGACUUGCGAUGCCAGUUAGACCGAGAAAGACAUCUGCGAAUGAUGCUGCAAAAACAAAAUCAAUCACUUCAUUUGAAGCAAGAUCAUCCAACAUUUGUUGAACAAAUGCAAGAAAAGAUACCUAAAGAUAAUGUUAUCUAUGUUGAACAUGUAGAAUCUGAGGAGGAAGACAAGUUGCAUGAGAGGAAUUCUUCGGAUUCUGAAUCUAUGUCACGGAGAAACUUAGAAACCAUUGUCGAGGCCAUCAGACACCUAGAAGGAGACCGUCUAGGAUUUAACGAAAGAACAACCCACCACCGGGGCAUUCCUCAUAGUGACGAAAGUGAAAAAGACAGUAGUGUCACUUGCAGUGAACCUGAAGACCGUGAUUCUCCUAUUCCAUUUGAAAAAAUAGACUCGAGACAGUCCGUGUCUGUCACAGAAGUUCCAUUGACUGAAAUUCACCCCCAUCUUUCUCCAUCCCAGUAUCAUGAGAAAUUUCCUAUUGCCACAAAUUUAUUACAUCGACCUAACAUGGUUCAUUACUACUGUCGACCAAACGUUAUAGUUCAGAAAUCAUAAAACCAGCCAUGUACAUUUCAUUCUACCAUUUUGUAAAUAUUAUCAUGAUUUCAUUUUGUCAUGGAAAAGAAAACUGCCCUAUUCUUAUUUUGUAAAGAGUCAUUUGAUAAUUUUCAAAGAUUUCUCCUCACCCAUGAAAAUGCUCAAAUUUUUUCAUUACUGUAUGUACACUCUGUGAUGUCUAUUGAUCUUAAAUUGCUUUAACAGUCUAAAACCUGUAAAUACAUUCUAAAAAUUAAUCUUGCUUCAUUUGAUAUUCAGUAAUGUUGAAGGAAGGCAUUUUUUUGUCAUUGAUAGUAAUUUAUUACUUUGUACAUGUGUAAAUAGAUCAUCUCAUUGUAUCAGACUUUUGUUAUUGCAGUUGUUAAGUUUGAUUGUUUUACAAGUAUGAGUGAGUUGUCUAGAAACAAGCCACAAAGUCCAGUUCUAAUCAAUUAUUUUCAUAUGCAAUUACAUGUGAAAAUGCUCAAUGAAAUAAUCCAUCUGUUAACAUUCGUUAUGCAUACAUACAUACAUGUACAUUGCUUUUAUCUCGUGUGUUUUUGGUGCUCUUUGUGACAUACCCUUGUUCAUUCAUUUGGUGUGACAUUCCCAGUUGCACAGAAUUUAAUGUGUGUGUGUGUGUAUGGUAAAUGUUACUGAAGUUAUUGAGUGUAUGUUAUUAACUGAGUAUUGUGGAUGUUUUGCCAUGCAUGGGUGAUCUCUUUUUGCAAGAUGACCAUCAAAAUGCACAUAGCAAUGCAUACUUCACCUCUAAUCCUGAUAGUAGAAUAUUUUAAGAUUCUGACCUUGAGGGGUAUGAGGUGAUAUGUGUCAAUUUGUAUCUGUUAAUUUAAUAUUGUUAUCUGCAGAAUAAUUGCUUAGUUUCAGUCUGAAAAUGAGAUGUUAAAAUUUCGUUUGCUUGAAAUUCAGUGUAAUAUUUAAGACCAGUUUUAGACAAGUUUUUUUCUCUCUCAGUGUACUUGCAGCUUCAGAAUAUACCACCAUGUGCAUUUUUAUUCACUAGGUCAUCUGUAGAUAUCAGUAAUUUAUUGUACGUUUAAAAACUAUAUAUUCUGAAAAUUUGCAUCAGAUAUGUUAAGUUUAAAGCUAGAGUGCUACCAAAAAUACAGUUACUAGUAUCCAGUUAUUUAAUAACAAAUGGAAAGUGGUUGUUCUGUUUUGAAAUGUGAAAUCACAUUAUUCUAAACACGAAAUGCAUUAAGUAGUGCUAUAAAGUCUUAUGUGAGACAUUGUUGACAUUUUAUUUUUGUAUUUUUUGUGAAGGAUGCUUACAACUUGAUACUUUUGUGUAUUUACUUUAGACCGAUUUUUAAUUGUUGUUUUUCUGGAGAAUUGAAGGCCUGGAAUUACAAUAAAUUGUGGUAAAUGUAAA